AUGGAAGAUUCUACUGAUUUUUUUGAAUUUGUGAACAAUGAAAAUCCUUAUGCUUUUUUGCGAAAUUAUGCAGACAAUUCUUUUAAGAACCCAAAAAUAAAAGAUAAACUAGAUGCUUUACAAAAAAUCCAACCCAGUUUUGUUCCAUGUAUUGUCGAUCAAACUGUAUUUGCAAAUGAAAGAACUACUAUUAUAAAUUUUAUAAUAAGAAAUGGUAUUAAUGAAAAUAUAAUGAAUGGUACCGAGAUUUUAAAUAAAAAUAAUAUAGAACACGAUAUCGGUAAACAUGAAAUUGUAAAUCAAAGCGGAACUUUAGAAUUACGUGCUAAAGCUGCAGAUUUAAAAGAUCUAGGAUUUGAUACUAGCUAUGUACACAAGCGUAGAUACAAUAUUACGGCGCUUAACACCAUUUUAGAAGUUUUUAAAAAUCACAUUGAAUUGGAUGGAAUGGAGGAUAUUAUUCUUAAUAUUUUUAGGCUAAAGCUUAUUAAUAAACAGAAGCUUUUAAGAGACAAGGUUUUUACCGCUGUUAAUGAGAAAUUAGAUAAUGAAGCUGUUCUUAAAAUUGAUUUACAAAAAGAAAUAAUUGAUGAUCAAAUGGAAGAGGCUAGACAACUACUUAAAUUAGAAAAAAGUUGA
Molecule: messenger RNA, 639 nt
Organism: Vairimorpha ceranae
Lineage: Eukaryota; Fungi; Microsporidia; Nosematidae
Exons: 1
Coding region: 1-639 (212 amino acids)
Source: RefSeq, a predicted model, not a curated record